AGGCAUUUUCACAAACACUUGAGGUCCGCAAAUGGCAAGAACACAGCAGCGCUACCGUGGCGUCCGCCAAAGGCAUUGGGGCUCUUGGGUUUCCGAAAUCCGGCAUCCAUUAUUGAAGACAAGAAUUUGGCUAGGGACAUUCGAGACGGCAGAGGAUGCCGCUAGAGCCUAUGAUGAGGCAGCGAGGCUCAUGUGCGGGCCACGUGCAAGAACCAACUUCCCUUACAACCCCAGUUUGUCACAGUCUUCUUCUUCCAAGUUACUCUCUGCAACUUUGACCGCAAAACUCCAUAGAUGCUAUAUGGCUUCCCUUCAAAUGAGCAAACCAUCAAUCCAACAACAACAGCAAAUGAUGAACCAGAAGCGAAUGGAUUCGACCCAUGUUGGUGAAUCGUCGCCGGAGACGAAACCUACCACUAUGAUUCAACACCAGCAACCGGCGAUGGAGAAUAACACCGUUCACCAUCAUCACCAGCAACAGUUCUUUGAGACACUUGAAGAUCAUCAUAUUGAACAAAUGAUUGAGGAGUUGCUUCAUUAUGGAUCAAUCGAGCUUUGUUCUAUUGGUCAAUCUCAGAAAUAAUCGAGACUCAAACCUGCAAUCCUUCUUAUAUUCAUAUCCGAAUUCAACACCAUAUCGGCAGUUUUUGUACAAAAUUUGAUUAAUCGCAAUAUAAAUUGCAUUUUUGAAACAUACAUUUUAGAUACGAGCAACUUUGUCUAAAAUGAAUGUUUUAAAACACAAUCUAUACGAGCGUUAAUCAAAUUUUUUAUAUAAAUACUGUCGAUAAUUGUAUUAAUAUUAACCCAUUCUUCCGGAGCUUCUGUUUAUGAGGCCUAUAUUUCCAACUUUCCGCUCUAGGUUAGUUCAUGUGUACUCUAUAGUUUAAGACGAAAAUGUCGUUUUUAUGUUCUCUUGUUGAUAUGAUAUAACAGAUGGUAUAAGAU
Messenger RNA from Cynara cardunculus var. scolymus (artichoke), 948 nucleotides. RefSeq names its product ethylene-responsive transcription factor ERF003-like. Gene Ontology annotation, biological process: regulation of DNA-templated transcription. Gene Ontology annotation, molecular function: DNA binding; DNA-binding transcription factor activity. The transcript has 2 exons. The record is from RefSeq and is a predicted model, not a curated record. The coding region runs from base 32 to 583 and encodes 183 amino acids. Lineage: Eukaryota; Viridiplantae; Streptophyta; Magnoliopsida; Asterales; Asteraceae.